This is a messenger RNA of Puccinia triticina, 738 nucleotides long. RefSeq lists its product as uncharacterized. NCBI's taxonomy places the organism in Eukaryota, Fungi, Basidiomycota, Pucciniomycetes, Pucciniales, Pucciniaceae. The coding region runs from base 1 to 738 and encodes 245 amino acids. The transcript is spliced from 2 exons. The record is from RefSeq and is a predicted model, not a curated record.
AUGAGACUUGCCUGUCGAGACACCCUCCUCUGGUUUUCUCUAUGGCUCAUUUCUCAAGGAGCCGUAGCCCCACCGACUAACGCACUACCCCAGUUCACUUUGGAAACUGUGAUCAGUGAUUUGAGCAAAGUGCAGCACAAUGUUAAGGAGGCCAAACUACAUUUUACUCGUGUUGGACUUGACAAACACUACAAAACCCGACUAGAUUUUCUGGACCAACAAAUCAAGACCCUGGGCGAGCUUAUAGACAAAAAAUACUUUUUGAUGUCGUUGAUCAGAGGUGGGAAAGAAGCUUCAGAUCACGAACACAAUCGAAACGGUGUGAAGUUAGGGGACCCAUUCAUAGAAACAGAACGCAUUCUGUCAAAUUUUAUCAUCCUCUUGACAGUGUUUCUCUGGCCUGAGAUUGAUGCAUACAGCAGAGAUCGAGAACACCAUUCGUUUCGCAAAGCAAUCUUCCAGGCUGUUCGUUUGAUGCUGAAACAUAAUCUAGCUCAACCCACCACCGUCCAACAGAUGCUUUGUGACAGUGUGAUUUCGAGGCAACUUUUACGAUGUGGCCUGAUGGAGGACGAGAUGAAAUCACCUCCGAUCACGUUGGAAGAUCACGACUGGGAGUCCCGAAAGAAGAGUAAGCUACCUACAUUAUUCAGGGACAAUUUUUGGUACCAAAUGGUUCAGCGUAAGCCUCACUAUUCCCUCAUCAAGAUUUCAUCCGCUUCAGCUAGCAAUCCUUGA